Messenger RNA from Melanotaenia boesemani (Boeseman's rainbowfish), 6076 nucleotides. RefSeq names its product protein mono-ADP-ribosyltransferase PARP4-like. Gene Ontology annotation, molecular function: NAD+ poly-ADP-ribosyltransferase activity. The record is from RefSeq and is a predicted model, not a curated record. Lineage: Eukaryota; Metazoa; Chordata; Actinopteri; Atheriniformes; Melanotaeniidae.
CAACAGCUGAUCAAGUUACCGGAAGUGAAGCAUGGCCGUGUUUCAGAACUUGUCGCUUCUUCUGGAGCUGAAAUAUCUGAGCUUCAAGGAGAAGAAGAAGGUGAAAUCUGCAGUGAUGGAAAACGGAGGCAGCAUCUGCUUUGUGAUCAAUAAACAGUGCUCUCUGGUGGUGACCAGCGACGUGUCCAGUCUGAGCCCCAGCAGGCUGCGCAGCAUCCAGAAACACCAGACGCCCGUGGUCGGGCUGGAUUACGUCCACGGCUGCGUGGAGAGAGGAGCUCUGCUUCCUGUGGAUCAGUACAAGCUGGAUACUUCAUCUGCAGCAUCACCUCCUCUUCCUGCCCUCCCACCAGCUCCCCUCACACAGAAAGAGUCCAAAGUACCAACAAGUGAAGCCUCAGCUGAGCGGCCCAAAGGCCAGGCCGAACCCGGUGGUCAGAACCAGAGAGGAGGGAAUGUUCUGGAAAAGUUCAGACUCUUCACAGAAACCGACGUGGAUCUUCCAGCGUAUCCUGAUGACUUCCAAGUGGCCAAAUAUGCCAUCUAUCAUAAGACGAACAGCUGGUGUGUGUUGGAGCUGCAGAGUGUCGGGACGGAGCAGGGACGGCGCUAUCGUGUGGUCCGGUACAGGAAGGACGACGCACCAGCAGAGGAGGCGGUGCUGAGGGAUCAGCUGGUGUUCCCGUCCUCCUCAGAGGAAGCUCUGGACGUCUUCGAGGCCCUGAGAAACUCCCUGGAGGCUUCUGGCCUGAAGAAGAGGACUGACCUGCCUCAGCAGGUCCAGGACCUCGGGUCCUCCCCCCUCCAACAGCUGCUGCUGGAGGAGAAGCUGAACACAGGAAGUUUAUCACAGGAAGUGGGUUUGUUUGUGGAGCUUCUAUGGACUGAGGCUCUGGGUUGCCUCGGCAACGUGCUCAGAGUUUCCAUCGACAAGCUGAGCCUGAAUGAUGUGAGCAGGGCAGAGGGCUUCUUGCUUCAGGCUCAGAAGGUGCUGAGGGCAGGGGAUCAGUCUGAGGCCUCCUCCCUCCUGGAGGAGGUGUACACCCUGCUGCCUCACCAGGAACUCCAGCCCCCACCCCCCAGCACCAAGCUGCUCUCGCAGAAGCUGGACCUCUGUCAGUUGAUCAGAGAUGUUCUGAAUGUGAGUGAGAUGACUCUGAACAGCCAGACCCCGUCCAGCGUGGGGAAGUACCGUGCUCUGAGGUGUGGCAUCGAGACGGUCCCCCCCGGCAGCUCCGAGUUCCAGACUGUCACCCGUCUGCUGCACGGCAGUGUGCAGAUCCAGCAGAUUGUGCGUGUCAGCAGAGGGUUGGAGCUUCAGACUUUCAGGAGUGAUCUCGACAACAUUAAGCCCCUCCUCCAUUCCUCCCGUACCAACAACUUCGUAGGAAUUCUGUCCCGGGGCCUGCUGCUUCCUCGUGUCGGUGUGGAGCAUCAUGGGGUUGAGAGAACAGACGUUGGGAAUCUGGGCAGUGGGAUCUACUUCAGCAAUGCUGUCAGCACUACUCUCAAAUACUCCAAACCCAGCCUCACCGACGGCUCCCGGCUGCUGCUGGUAUGUGAUGUAGCGCUGGGACGCUGCAAGCACGUCCACAAGAGAGACCCCAUGCUGACCCAGGCCCCCGAGGGCCACCACAGCGUGCACGGAGUCCGAGGCAGCCGGACCGCUACGUCUGAGUUUGAGGAUGACGAGUACGUGGUGUACUCACCUGAUCAGGUCCGGCUCAGGUACAUGGUUCGAUUCUGUGUGGAUGGAGACCAGCUGAAGGAGUUCAGUCCCACCGUGGACGUGUUGUCCGAGCUGUCCCCACCCUCCUCACACCAAGAGCUGAGGUCGGAGGAUGAGGAGGCCGAACACAUGAAGAAUCCUCUCCAGGAAGUGACGGCCGGCCUGUUGGACAGCUCAGGACAGCAACUCCCCCUGCAGGCCAUCCAUGUGAAGUGCAAACUGAUGGAUCUGCUGUCUCAGGUCAUCAUUUUCCAGAAAUACACCAAUCAGAGUUUUGCGCCCAUCGAGGCCAAGUACGUCUUCCCUCUGGAUGAUUCUGCAGCUGUGUGCGGGUUUGAGGCUUUCAUCAACGGCAAACAUGUAGUCGGUCAGGUGAAGGAGAAGGAAAAGGCUCGUAAGGAGUACAAGCAGGCCAUUGAACAGGGCCACGGAGCGUACCUGAUGGACCAGGAUGCUCCGGACGUGUUCACCAUCAGCGUAGGCAACCUGCCGCCCGGAGCCACCGUCCUCAUCAAGGUGACCUUCGUAUCCGAGCUGGUGGUGGAGGACGGCAGUAUUCUGUUCUCGCUGCCCGGGAGUGUGGCUCCAUGGCAACAGAGCGCCGCCCUCAACCAGACCACACAGGUUUCCAUGGAGAAGGUGUGUGUUACCGAUGCUACAGAAACAAGAGAGUUCACAUUGGAUGUUUCGGUGGAGAUGCCCCACGAGAUCCGCAGCCUCCUCUGCACCACUCACAAAGUCAGGAUGAAGAGGACGGACUGUAAGGCGGUGCUCAGCGUUCUGCCGGGUCAGGUGAUGGGUUCAGACGGGUUCCAGCUGUCAAUUACUCUGUCCGAGGUCCACCUGCCCCGGAUGUGGGUGGAAAAGCACCCCGACAAGAACAGCCAGGCCUGCAUGCUGGUCUUCUACCCAGACUUCCAGCUCAGCUCCUCCUCGGCUGCCGAUGAGGUCGUCCUGCUGUUAGACACCCCCGAGUCCAUGAGGGGGGAGGCGCUCCGCUCGGCCCAGAGAAUCGCCCUGCAGGUUCUCCGGAAGCUGGACCACAACUUGAGACUCAACAUCAUCCUCUUUGGAACAGAUCACAUGGAAGCGUUCCUCACAGCACAGCCACUCGCUCGGGUUCAUCAGGCAGCAGAGAGCUUCAUCAAGCGCUUCUCUCCAGUAGGGGGCAGCACCGAGCUGUGGCGGCCCUUGCAAUCGCUCAGCCUGCUGCCGCCGUCCGGCGGUGUGAGGAACCUGCUUCUGCUGUCGGACGGCCACAUCCAGAACGCCGCCUUCACCCUGCAGCUGCUCAGAGACAACGCUCAGCAUAGCCGCCUCUUCACCUGCGGCCUCAGCCCAACAGCCAACCGCCACAUGCUGAGAGCCCUGGCACAGGCAGGGGGCGGAGCUUAUGAGUUUUUUGACAGUAAAGCCAAACACAGCUGGGCCGAGAAGGUGGCGUCUCAGGUGAAGCGCAUGCUGUCCCCCGGCUGCAGCUCUGUGUCGGUGAAGUGGCAGCAGUUUAAUCCUGCCGCUCCUCCUCCUCUUCAAGCCCCCAAACAGCUGCACGCUCUUUUCAGCGACUGCCACACUCUGGUUUAUGGAUUUGUCCCAAACUGCACUCAGGCGACUCUUCUUGGAAACCUUUGCGGUGUGGAGCUGGAGACCAUGGUGUCGACCAGCGAGCUGCAGAAGACCAGAGGCACAUUUCUUCACAAGCUGGCAGCAAGAGCCCUGAUCAGAGACUACGAAGACGGAAGUCUGGAAACCUCUGAAGCUGAACACGAGGGUAAGAAAGCAGAGCUGAAGUCCUUCAUCAUUGAGCUGAGUAAAGAGUUCUCCAUCUUGUCUCAGUUCACGAGCUUCGUGGCCAUCGAGGAGAGGGAUUUGAACCAAGCAGAAGACGGAGUCACCAACGUCUCAAAGCUGAUCGCAGAGGAGGACGUGGACUUCCUCCCCUAUGUCAGCUGGUCCUCUGAUCAGCAGUCUCUGAUGGAAAUGAGUGAAAAGUAUAUCAGCAGUGCCAAUUAUGAGUCCCUGGAUGACAGGUUAGAGGACCAUACUAAGUGGAAGAAUGGUGGACCACUUCAGGCUGAUAAAGUGCAGCAGACCCCCCAUUACUCACCUACAUCCCCUUUUUAUGUACCCAUGGGUCUAUGUGUAUAUGGGAAAGUUAAAAUGAAGAAUUUCACUGAAGAUGUACCUGGUCCUCCACCUACUGAAGCCCACCACCGUCGUCCUUUCUCUACUGUGAAGUGUUUCCCCUCUGUCGUCCCUCCUCCUCCUCCUCCUGCAGUUCAUGCUCCUCUCGGGUCGGCUCCACUCCCUCCUUCUCUAUAUGGCCCUGCAGGUGGACGUUUUGGACAGAGCCCUGCAGGUGGACGUUUUGGACAGAGCCCUUCAGGUGGACCUUUUGGACAGAGCCCUGCAGGGGGACCUUUGGGACAGAGCCCUGCAGGUGGACCUUUUGGACAGAGCCCUUCAGGUGGACCUUUUGGACAGAGCCCUGCAGGUGGACCAUUUGGACAGGGCCCUGCAGGUGGACCUUUUGGACAGGGCCCUUCAGGUGGACCUUUUGGACAGAGCCCUGCAGGUGGACCUUUUGGACAGAGCCCUUCAGGUGGACCUUUUGGACAGAGCCCUGCAGGUGGACCUUUUGGACAGAGCCCUGCAGGAACACAGUCAGCUGCUGACUCCCAUCAACCAGAGGGGAGAACCCCUCAGCUAUCCUUUCUUAAACCUUUUAUGGGAAGAAUUGCUGCAUCCAGCAGCUUCUCUGUUGGAGGAAUCCUGAGAUCAUCUGUUGGAAGUCUGCCUCAGGGUUUUGGCAGCAGUUUUGCUGAACCUUUCCCCCGCUCUCAGCUUUUAACUCAGCUAGGGGACAGCGGUGUCUGGCCACCAGCAGCUGUUGGUGUUCCCCUGCUCCUUGGCAGCAAACCUUCAAGUGAACCUCUAAACCUGGUCAUAGCCAAGCCACAGCCAACAGUCGAGUCUGAUGAAGCCAGGAGGCGUUUCUCUUACCAAGAUGCAUCUGUUCAGGGUGAUGUGCUUCCUGAUCGACCUGAAGAACCAACUAAAGACCUAACUGAAGCUUUAUCUAGGAAGCGUUCUCUUCAAACCACAGUGGACAGAUCCCUCAUGUCCAGUUCUGAAGCUCUGUGGGAAAGAACUUCUACUUUCACUAGGUCUUUAAUGUCAGAGUCACCUUCCCCUCCGCCUGAGACCGUUACACAAGACCCUCCGCCAACACAUGACGCUCCACGUCGAGUUCUUCAUAAAAAGACUUUACCUGUUGGAGGUCUUUUUGACCUCGAUACGGUGUAUUCAAGGGCAUCAUUCAGCGUUGGAUUUCCUGCUCCUCCUGCAGCAGCUCCUCCAUCAUCUGAGCUCCUUCAGGUCGCGGAGAAGCUGGAGCCUGUCCCAGCAUUUAGCAGGAGGAAGCUGAUGGACGCAGAACUGAAGCUGAAAUGGACGAAGAUCUUCCAGCUGCAGCACUUGGACGGUUUCUGGGAUCUGACCACGGAACUGGGAGACUUGUUAAACCUGAACGUGGACGUCUUCACCAACAUCUUCCUGAAGAGCAAAGGCAUCAGUUCUCUAGGUGUGAAGGCCCACACAGACAUCCUUAGGAUGGUGGCGACUCUCCUGGUCCUGCAGCUGCUGAGGAUGGAGAAGGUGGAGGAAGGAAAACUGCUGCGCAGCCUGUUUCGCCUGGAGGAGACUUCACCCCCCAGGACUGGGCGUCUGCAGCAGGUGAAGGCGGCAGUGGACUGGGUGUGCUUGGCCGACCUGCAGUAUCCAUGCGUCUGCAGCCGGCUGGAGUUUGGCCUGAACUGGGAGUCCUCCACCCGCCAGCUGCUGGGCUUCGAAGACCUGCCUCCAUUCUCCCCCCUCAGAGGUCUGGAGCUGCAGGGGCCCACCCCACCGCUGACGGUCCACUGAGCAGGUGGAUACUGAUGAGGAGACGUGAUGAGAAAACAUACCUGUCAGAAGGGAUGACGUCAACUUUUGUCUUUAUCUGUUUUUCUGAGUUUCUUUUAACAAAUCUGACGAGAGAAAUAUUUUCAGUCUGGACAGGGUUUGUCUCCUAACAGUUGUACUUCAUGUGUUUGGUGGAUUUUCUGUCUUUGGGCUGAUUUUUUUUUUUACGUGAACCUCUGAUUUAAUGAUCUACGAAGACUGCAGAAAAUAUGAAUCUUUGAGAUCUGGUUGGCGGAUUUUCCUUCAUCAUUGGAUUUUUGGCUCUGAAAUAGUUCUUUGGAAACGUUAUAAAAAACGUCUUAAUGUUAGAGUUUGUAGGAGAGGUUUUCACCGAGGAUGUUUCUGAGAGCGAUUACAUCUCUUAAGUUGGUUUAUUUAAAUUCA